UUCACAAUCCGCAGUCGACCCAACCCCACAGUCGAAGAAAUCUUCAAUCUUUCCAAAACAUUUCUUCAUUACUAUUCAAUCCCAUCAUCUUCAUCAGAUAAAGGCGAAGGAAGGGAGUAUGGGUUUGUUUGAUUUGGAGAAGCACUUCGCCUUCUAUGGAGCAUACCACAGCAACCCGACCAACAUCUUCAUCCACAUGAUCUUCGUCUGGCCAAUCUUCUUCACCGCUCUGCUCCUCCUGUAUUUCACUCCCCCAAUUCUCGCCGCUUCUCCGAUCCAGCUCGGCUCCCGUACUCUUCUGGUGUUCAAUUAUGGCUUCCUGCUGGCCUCCAUCUACGCCCUCUUCUAUGUGUGCCUGGACAAGAAAGCUGGCUCUUUCGCAGCUCUCGUUUGCUUUCUCUGUUGGGUCUCUAGCAGUCGCCUUGCUCUUCUUCUCGGCUUCUCCUUGGCUUGGAAGGUUGUUCUUGGAGCCCAGCUGUUGUGCUGGACAGGGCAGUUCAUAGGUCAUGGUGUGUUUGAGAAACGAGCUCCGGCUUUGCUGGACAAUCUCACACAGGCAUUCCUCAUGGCUCCUUUCUUUGUCCUGCUGGAGGCUCUUCAAUCAUUCUUCGGCUAUGAACCUUAUCCAGGCUUCCAUGCCCGUGUUGAAGCUAAGAUCAAAUCUGAGAUUGCGGAAUGGAAAGAAAAGCAGAAGCAGGAGAAGAAAAGUUCUUGAAUGAAGAUUUAUAUAUAUAUAUAUAUAUAUAUAUAUAUAUAUAUAUAUAUUUGACAGUUUAGGCCCUUUGUUUCUUCUUCCUGAAAUUGAAUUGUGUACAUUACUUCCUGUGAACUCUGUACAUGUCCAAAAAAACUUGAAAAUUCAGGAUCACAUGUUUAAAGAAAUGCCAAAAAAUGGUGGUUUCAAAUUUCAUAACUUAAUCAGAUCCUUGAAAAUAUUGCUCUAGAAUUAAUUAUUGCUUCAUCCUUUCAUGUUGAUGUAAAUCCAAUAAAGAAAUAGGACCAGAAUCAGCCCUCGUUAAUGACUGUCCGACGAAGACUAGGGUUCGCCGCAGGUUUGGCUCUGCUUUGCCACCACGAGCUAUCGUCCUCCGCUGCUGUUGCAAUCGGAGAACCACCCAGCGUCGAAGAAGUAGUCCGUCCCCGAUCCGUCUGUCUUCGUGCCCAAUUCCGAUCGAAAUUGCGAGCCCUCCGUCCAACCCGUUGAUCGAAGAAGUGGCCGAAACCGCUUUCUUUCCAAUCCCCGGCCCUUUUUUAUCCCCAU
Molecule: messenger RNA, 1261 nt
Organism: Cuscuta campestris
Lineage: Eukaryota; Viridiplantae; Streptophyta; Magnoliopsida; Solanales; Convolvulaceae
Source: the annotation of a GenBank genome assembly